Molecule: messenger RNA, 4783 nt
Organism: Trichoplusia ni (cabbage looper)
Lineage: Eukaryota; Metazoa; Arthropoda; Insecta; Lepidoptera; Noctuidae
Product: C-Maf-inducing protein-like
Exons: 14
Coding region: 450-3095 (881 amino acids)
Source: RefSeq, a predicted model, not a curated record
ACGUCAAUACAAACAAGAAGUGUAGUGUCGAGAACGUCACGUAUAUGUAUAGCUUAGGAUGAUAGCGCCAGCCAGUAGUGCUCCGCUCAGUUUGCGUACACUGCUUGUGUAAUUCGAGGCCGAUUGUGAAUGCAAUCCAUACUAUAGUUUAUUAUUGCCGCGAGUUUUAAUUAUGACUGAUUUGAGUGAUGUCCCUUUAGGAUUUAAAAUCAUUUUUAACUCAGUAAGUUAACGUUUCGAAACGUUUUAAUUAACUGUGCCUGUUUAAAUCUACAGUAAAUAUGAAAAGUUUAAUUAGUGUUCGUCCACGUAAAUGAUAAAAAUGUGCGGAUUGUUGUCCAUGUUGUUUUGGUUCACUCGAGUGCCGGGAUAAGAGGUAGUCUGUUCGGAACGUUAGACAAGUGCAAUUCUUAUUUUAAGUACCCACAGCGCUUAUGCAGAAUCAUUAAAUGAAUUUUAUUAACUGCCAACUAUUCAAAAUGCCUUCGUAUAAUCAAGAAAUUAAUGUGGAUUUGAAUUCCAAUGAAAAUGGUGCCUUAAAGACUGAUGCCAAAGACGGCAAAAUCGAUGAGAGUCGGUAUGUGUCAACCGAACAAGUAGCGAAUAGUACACCGAUGGGACUUAACGCUGAUCAGAGGCUUGCUUUUGCUUUAAGAGAUUUUUUAACACCACCCAGCAUAGCUCUUAGUGAUGGAGAGCCUUCUCCUUCAGCCCUGGGUCAGACGCUGCCCUUCAUAGAUGAGCAAAUCGACGGAGAAGAAGCUACGCAAUCCGAAGAAGAGCCACCACAAUGUCGUGAUACUGACGACGUGCUGAAUAACGCUGCCUGCCGCCUGAGGCGGUGGCGUGCAGCCUCUCGGAAGCUGCGCCGGCCACGGAUCAUUAAUAACCUGAGCACCAAAGAUGAGAAGGAAGGCAACGUCAGCAACUGCAACGGCGGGCACACGGACCUGGCGGACCGGCUGCGCAGCCUGGCCGCUGCGGGCAGCAUGUCGGCGUCGGCGGGCGAGCUGCUGUCGCUGGCGCCGCCGCCGCCGGCCGCCACCGCGCCGCCCUCUCCGGGCUGUCUGCUCUCACCCUCACUGGCCGACCAGAGCUCCGCUGAAUAUUUCGGUUCUAGUCCGGAGUGCUGUGCUGGCUCAGCCGGGCUGGACUCCAGCAGCACCGGCACCCCAGCCCCGCCUCCCGGGCCUCGCUACAAACUGGCCACGGAGGGCUCCCUCCGAGUCUGCUGCUUCCAACACACCAGGACCGUCGUCGACAAAAUCCUGGCUGCAAAGUUCCUCAGGCGGUGGGAAACCCACGUACUAUGCCUCGAAGAACAACAUAUUAUAUCUAAAACGCCUUCCGGGCUUUUGGAGAACCCUCUCUCAUACAGCUGCAUGCAGGAGGUGUAUUGCAUAUCUCGUUGGGAUCCAGCCAGAAAGUACUGCCUCCGAAUAGUCAUGCCGCAUGGAUCACUGCUUCUGCAGGCAAACGACGCCUAUACUCGGGACCAAUGGUAUCACUCCAUUAUGUGGAGGAAAAACAUGAUACGCUACAGAAAUUUCCUUACAAAGACUGUCAGAAAAGAAGUAGUUAUAAAGGAGCUUAAGAAUAUGGUGGACUUCGUUAUGACCACACCCUUACAAGACGAGAGUGUGACCCGCGCUCCCAUGCAGAUCCUCACCGACUUGCUCUCUGAGAAAAGAGAAAGUGAUGAUUGGGAGGAGUGGGCAGAGAAUGCAACGAGUGCAGCGGCGCCGUUGCUGGCGGAGCGGUGCGCGACGGGCGAGCUGUGUGCGCUGCUGGCGCGGCUGUGUCGGCGGCGCCCGCGCGCGGCCCCGCUGCCCGCACUCGCGCCACCCGUGCGACGAGUGCUCACGCGCAACGUUGACUUCGCUAGAGCCCCUAACGCAAGGCGACUUGUUAGAGAUUAUAUCAGUGCCCUGAGCGCACACAACUCGGGCAGGUCGUUGGUGCGGCGCUUCGUGGAGGUGACUCACGGCAGCCGCGCGUCGUGCCCGUACCCGCGCGCCGCCCCCAACCUGGCCGCGGUCGCGCUCGCCGCCCUCGACGACCACUACCGCAACGCCGCCUCUCCACACGUCUGCGAUGACGCUGAAGAUGAAGUCCUCUGCUUCGCUGAUAUUCUUGCACACAUGUGCGAAUAUGAAGAUUGGCUGGUGGUGGUCGGAGCUAUUCUACAGCCGGUACCGCUGUGCGCAGGUGCGCUGAGCUGCCCCCGCGUGUCGGCGCGGCUGGGCGGGCUGCUGAAGGCGCUGGCGCACGACCCGCGCUGCGCCGCCCACGCCUGCGUGGCGCCCGCGCGGGCCGCCAGGCUCUGCCCACCCUCUUGGCUCCGAGCAGCCGCACCCUCAGAGCCUAUGUUAGCCCUACCACAUGAGGACCUGUGCUUAAUUUGGGGAGAUAUGCUAGGAAGUCUUCUUAACUGUUGCUGUAAAAGAAAAAGCUUUUUGCAAAGUAUGAGCAAGCAACUGCCCGAUUUGGUUUUAGUGGCUUUAACUGCACACCCUGCAGCUAUAGAGGCUCUCUGUUUGUUUUUGGAAUGGGAAAUAACCAAUGGAGAACAAACACAGUUAGAAAUUAUAGCUGCACUGCAAGGAUCUGAACUAGGGCAGAAAUAUUAUAAAGAUUUGUGUGAGAGGCAGCAGAAUCUACAAAGAUUGCAAGCGGAGGGCGGUCCACGCCGCCUGGCGCUGCCGGUGCGUGCGACUGACGCGGACGUCGCGGCGCUACUGGACGCGGGCGCCCUCGGCAACCUAGAGUGCCUCUCUCUUGCCUUCACCAGCGUCACCAGCGCCUGCGCACAUCAUCUCAUUAAGCUUCCAUCGUUGCGCUACCUAAACCUUUGGGCGACCAAGUUCGGAGACAGUGGUGUGCAGCUGAUUGCCGAGCACCUUCCGAAGCUCCAGGUUCUUAACCUAUGCGAAACACCCGUCUCCGAUAAAGGCAUAGAGGCUUUAUCAGGCCUCUCAAAUCUGCGUCGCCUCAACCUAAAUAGCACGAAAUUAUCGGCGGAGGCGUUUGAGAUUCUCCGUCAGCGUCUUCCUCACUUGCAGGAGUACGACAUAAGGUACACGGAGGCCUGGUGACAGCGGGCACCGACGCGGACGCCCUCCUCCUCAACCAUAUAAAUUCACAUACGAUCUCAAAGCGCUUUAUCCCAGUAUUACAUGUUCAAAUAAGUUUAAAUGCACGAGGAACCAAAAGUAUCUUAUUGCGACCCAAUUAUUUUUAAGUUUCAUUUUAUAGAUGUUGUUGUCUAUGACCUUUGAUGGAUCAUUAAUUAGUGAGGUUACUGUAUGCCUACUACAAAUAAAUUGAAAAUGCUAAAGGAAACAUAAACAUACUAGAGAAAUACUAAGAAGUAGAUACAAUUUAUAGUUAUUACCCUCUGAACAUCUAUAUUGUCAAAAAUAAUGAGAUGCGACUGAUGCAUUGGGAAGAACGCAACAGACCACAAAGUCAACCGUUGUUCAUUUUCAAGUUAUACAGAAACUUUUCUAAUAAUAUUGAUCCUCUACUAUAAAUAGAAACAGUUAAAUUCUAGAUAAGAUUUAAAAUUUAUAGAUAAAAUCUUUGAAUCCUAAAAUUGAUAUUAAUGUUACUAAAUUAAAAAUAAACAUACAUAGGUAGAAAUCAAAUGCCAGAAAUUGCAACAGGACUACGAUGAUACAUUUUAAAUUUUAAUUUGCUACUUUAUUCGUUUGAGGUAGCGACUGCAAUGUAGGCAAAUAAAUACUAUCCUCUGUUAUAAAUAUAAAGUUAGUUUAAGUUAGAGCUUACUCGUACAGAUAAGAAAAAUUUCACUACAAAUAAAUUGUGCGGGCAUGAUUUAUUUUCCAUGCACCUAAUCUUGUCUCUAUCUCUUGUCUCUAACAGGUCUGCCAUGUAAACGCUUUAGGGCUUUUGAGGGCCAUCUCACUAUUUUGUUAAGCUUAUUUAUUGCAAACACUAUUUUAUUUCUUAACCGAGGAAAUUGUACAGAACGUAUUUUAAUAAGUGUAGUUAGAAAUAAUGCUUUAAAUAUUACCUAUAUCUUAGAAAGUGUAAGGAGUCUUUGGGCUGUGAGAAAGAAUACCAGCAGGUAUGCAUAAUUGUGGCGAGUCGAAAUGUUUUAUUUUAUUGAUUUUUAUUAACUUACAUUGUCUGUUUAUUGCAUAAAUCUAUUACAAUUUCUCUGUCCCGUGAGUCAGAUUGUAUGUAGUUGCAUGUUUGAACUACUUUGUCUACUGUCGGGACAGUGGAAUUGAAAUCCAUAUCCAAAUAUUAAUGUAAUUAUCUUAAUUCGUUGCGCAAAUAAUGGUGCCUAGUAAAUGCACUGUUAGAUACGUAUGUAAUCAAAUAGGGUUACUUUAGUCAUGAUUUCCGGCCUAAGGAAUACUGUUUCAAUGCGUCGGUAUUUUAGUGGCCAUAGACCCAUUAAUGUUCGUUUAUGUCUAUAGUUUUAUUCCUGUCACUAGGUGUAUCUAUAAGCUAAUUUCAACGCACAUUUAGAAACAGUGGUAAUAGACCGGAUUUGUAGGCCGGAUGCCGUUAGAUAACACUUAAUUAUCACAUAAAAAUACAAAUUAUGUUCACUUAACGCUUAGUUUCACUAAUAGACUAUCAUAGUUUUGCUCUGACAAUACGAAAUCGCAAAAUCUUGCACAAGUAUGUUAUAGUUUAAAGAGAUGCGUACUGAAUUACUGUUAUUGAAAUUAUGUCAUAAAGAGAUACAAGACUUAUCCACCGUGCGAAGGCAGAAGUGUGAGUUUUUAAUAAAAAAUAUUAAAAUUUA